GGUUUCGCGCUGCUGGUUUCAAUGCCCCGCGCUCGGGAGGAGCGCGUCAUAGCAGGGCAAGGGAGAUCGGCGGGACGACUCUCCCGGGCGGGCUGCUGACGUGGCUGGAAGUCGUUUGCGACGGUGGGGAGAUCCCGCUCAGCAGCGGCGGCGGAGGCCGACGUGGCGCGUGGGAACGGCUCGCUGCUUGGCGCCAAGCGCCUUCCUAAGCUGUGGCAGGGAGAUGGACUCGUGGAUUUGCCGCGCAUGGGCGCCCUCGCAUUGGCGCGCCCAGUCAUCGGCGCGCCCCUGGCGCAUCGCACUGCUAAUGCUUUCCUUAUGCGUCACAUUUUCCUAUUUGGUUAAGCUGGAUGUCGCCCUGGCAGAUUCCGACGACUUGCCUCUACAUGAGGCUGUGGCAUUGCUCACGGACGAAACACUGGUACAGGAAACGCAGGGUCACUCCUUGGUGAUGUUCUACGCAGAAUGGUGCGGAUUCUGCAAACGACUGGCACCGAUAUGGAGCGAGCUAGCAAGGCAGACCCGAGGUCAACCUGAAGCUUCCGGCGAAUCUUCGGUGAACAUUGCCGCGCUUCGGGCAUCCGAGUACAGGGAGCACGUGGCGGCCGCGUUUGUGCAGGGCUAUCCGACGGUGCUGUACAUGCACGGCGGUGUAGUGGUGGAUGAGUACGAUGGUGAUCGGACAGUCAAAGCUCUGCGCACCUACAUCUCGUCAAUGGUGAGCAUGAGUGAGGAGGAACGUGAUGCGCUGAAGGCCAAGUCGGCAGUGAAGAGGGCAGAGCACGAGCUCCGGAGGGAGGAGCAAAAGGCAAAAAGGCGCCAAGAGGAAAUCAGAAGCGAGUUCCAAUCGAAUGUGACCUUGCUAGAUUUGACAAACGACAGCGUUGUGCAGGCAGAAAUAUCCAAUCGAAAAGACGUUAUCCUCUUCGUAUACACUCACUCGUGUGAAGCUUGCACACUCGUGAUGCCAGGCUUUUCUGAGUUUGCUAGCAGUGUGGGAAUCCCAGACCUCCGUGUUAUGAGAAUGGAGGCUGCGGAGGACGAGCCAGUCUUUCCGGGAGCUGCCUUUGCAUACCGUGAUGGAUUCCCCGUCAUCUUGUACCUCAGGAAUCUCAGAGUGAUGGGUCUGUACGGGGGUAACGCUGCAGAUGUCACCCAGCUCGUGAAUUUCGCUAGAAGAAUGAAGUCGUUAUCGAAGAAACAGGUCGAGGACGCGGUAAGCACCCUGAGGGUUGAAGCAGAGGUGAUUGCAAAAGAGGUUCGCGAGAGAAAGGCCUUCCUCGCGAGUCAACAGGAACAGGAGUUCUCAGCUGCAGUACUUAACCUCACCGACUCGACUUUCGACCAAGAACUAGCGGGCAAGGAUGCUGUGGUUUUGUUCUAUGCUGUGUGGUGCGGGUUUUGCCAGAAGAUGAAGCCCGAAUACACAAAAUUUGGUCUCAACUCCAGUGUCGAUGGCCUUGUUGUCGCCGCCAUCCGUGCAGACGAGCACAAGCGCAACCGUGGAAGCCCCCUGGUAUCAGGGUAUCCGACAAUAAUGUUCCUGAGGAAUGCUCAGCCAGUCGAAACGUUUCAGGCCGAGGAGAAAAUAGCCAGCGAAUUUCGCAACUUUGCACAGGAGAUGUCGCAGCUCACAGAUGAGGAGGCUGAGGAGAGGGGGAGGACUCUCUUUGCAAGAAUAGAGGAGGGGAAGAUGGAAGAGAGAAGGCGGCAACAGCAAAAGGCGAGGGAAGAUGCCAAGAGGAGGGAGGAGGAAAUCCGAAAACAGAAACAGGCAAGGAGAAAGUCCACACGGGGUCGAUGACAGAAGGUUCCGUAAGUGUUUUUUGCGAUGUAGAGUUGCUGUUUAACGAAUACAUUUGCUUAAGGAACUCAAGGUAUAAAUAGGAUAGGAAGAGGACACAAAGCAAGGGCAUGAAACGAUUUGCAGAGCAAGCACAAAUUUCGGGUAGCAGUACGCACUGGUACCCGGGAUGUUUUUUUGACAGCAGGGAAACCGAAGUGCUGGUUGCAAAGAGGACACUCAGCUAGUGUCCUACUUCUUUGAGAGAGAGAGAGAGAGAGAGAGAGAGAGAGAGAGAGAGAGAGAGAGAGAGAGAGAGAGAGAGAGAGUGUAAGGCACUGGAAGGAGUAAGGACGACUAUCGAUGGCAGAUGGCAAUGGAAGUGAGCAGCAAGGUGUGGAGUGGUUGUGACCUUGUUGGGCAACGUCCAGGGUUGUCGGGGACCACGGUAUGAGAACCAAAGGAACAAGAUCGUCGGACGUCUCUUUGAAUGUGCCGAGUUGUUUUUGGAAAUGAACCCGCUAGAAGUCCUUGGAGGCGAGCACGCAUCUGGAUAUCCAUGCUCGGAGGCGAACAUGCGCUCCUGGGGCAUACUCGCACUACCGGGGACUUGCCUGGAUGCAUCUGGUCAAAAUUACAGCCCAUCCCGGAUGCAUUUGAUCGCAGUUACAUUCAACGUUCAGUCGAAAAAGUCAACUUGUGUGAGUAUGCUCUUCGACCCUUCCCUUUUUUAGCAGGCAAACAUUAGUCAAGCAGGAGCAUGAGCUAGAUAAGUUAAUGGUUGGCUGGCAAGGGGUGGAUGAUGCUGAUGCUGUUCAUCUCUCUCCCUUCAUCUCUUCCUCAAAGCGGACAGCGAUCACCUGUAUGUUGACUUGAAACGAAUGGCUUGGGCUUGUACUUGAUUAUUCGAUUAACUAUUCGAUUGUAUUUGCGCUUGUGUUGCUAAUGGGCCUGACAGUGUUUCUCAGUCACUUCAGGCGGUUAGCGGGUUUACUAUACUAAGUCUUUCGUUCUGCGAGCAGCGAGGACAAGAUGCAAAGUCGAAGUCUUUGGCAUGUUAUCUAGUCGGUCACGUAGGCAACCGUUUGCUGUGGCUUUGCAACUGUGGUGAGUUUUUUGCGAGCUAAAACUUUUUUUUUUUUUUUUUUUUUUUGUUAUCGGGAGUGUCAAACGUAGACAAGCUAUUUCCUCGAUCGGACAACGGAAAAAAGCAAUUCCUCAGAAAUGAUUGGCCAGGAUAAGUAGGCUGGGAGUUUGAAGCAUGAGACACUGGAUUGCUCCGGGCUGAGAUGUGGAGGGGGGAUUUCUGGCCUCCUUUUGCUCUUGUAAUAAAGUAGAGUGUUGCCAAAAAAAAAAAAGAAAAAAAAAAAAAAGAGUGGAAACGUAACCCUCGAGAUGGAUGAGAUAAUCUCUUGCCGACACCAAGCCUGUGCCUGAUCGAGGAUCGAGAAACCGAUCUGUCAUGACCGAUC
This is a messenger RNA of Chara braunii, 3255 nucleotides long. The record is from the annotation of a GenBank genome assembly. NCBI's taxonomy places the organism in Eukaryota, Viridiplantae, Streptophyta, Charophyceae, Charales, Characeae.